Messenger RNA from Castor canadensis (American beaver), 3011 nucleotides. The record is from RefSeq and is a predicted model, not a curated record. Lineage: Eukaryota; Metazoa; Chordata; Mammalia; Rodentia; Castoridae.
AUGACCACAGGGCCCCCGCCUCCCCCACCGUCUAUGUCUCCCCUGGCCCCACCCUUGAGACGCUUCGCAGGACUGCACCUCCACACCACUGACCUAGAUGACGUCCCCUUGGACAUGUUCUACUAUCCCCCCAAGACUCCCUCUACCUUACCUGUGAUGCCCCACCCCCCAUCCUCCAACCCACCUUCCAAGGUCCCCGCGCACCCCAUACUUCCCUCAUCAGGCCACACCAGCACCUCAUCCUCACCCUGGGUGCAGCGCAUUCCACCCCCCAUUCCCAUCCCUCCCCCCCCAUCCAUUCCUACCCAAGACCUCACUCCUACCCGUCCUUUGCCCUCGGUGCUGGAAGAGGCACUGGGCAGCCACCCCUUCCGUGUUGGGGACACAGGGAAUCCAGCAGAGGACUGGGAGGAAAAGAACCAAAGUGGGAAGCCCACCAACUCCCCUGCUCUUGAACGGAGCUUCCCACCCACCCCAAAGGAUUUCAGAAAAUAUGAGGAAGGCUUUGACCCCUACUCCAUGUUCUCCCCGGAGCAGAUCAUAGGGAAGGAAGUCCGGCUCCUGCGCAUUAAGAAGGAGGGAUCCUUAGACCUGGCCCUGGAGGGUGGUGUGGACUCCCCAGUCGGGAAGGUGGUUGUCUCAGCUGUUUACGACGGGGGAGCUGCUGAGAGGCACGGUGGCAUUGUGAAAGGGGAUGAGAUUAUGGCCAUCAAUGGCAAGAUCGUGACAGACUACACCCUGGCUGAGGCUGAGGCUGCCCUGCAGAAGGCCUGGAAUCAGGGUGGGGACUGGAUUGACCUUGUGGUUGCUGUCUGUCCCCCCAAGGAGUACGACGAUGAGCUGUAUUCCUCCUGCUUUCUCCCUGGCCUCUUGUGUGCUGUGGCUGUGGCUGUAGCUGGUGUGUAGCCACUCAGGGCCACACCACAAGGAGCCCCUGGAGGUUGGAAGGGCCUUGUGCUGCCAUGGACCUUCUUCUGAAGUCCAGAAAGAGAAACUAAAUUCACCCUUAGCAGAUGGUGAGCUCUGAACCCAUCCGGAACACAAAGCCUGAGACCAGCUUUGAGAGAGGACAGUUGCAGACAUCAGACAGAAUCCCCCAAAAUCCAGGAAUUUCAAACCCCUUUGGCCCCUGGACAAGGAACACCGGGCCACUCCUGAAGGCCAUCAUGGAGCGGAGGGCAGCCUGCUGUUUUGGAUAGGACCUCAGGGCUCCAGCUCUGGUUUAUUUCCUCUGUGACUGUAGCCUCUCCCAGCACUGGGAGGCCUUUCCCAAUCCCUAAUUGGACCCAACUUCUAAGUCUCUCUUCUCUCCACCAUCUCUUUCUUCUCCCUCCUAUGGUAGUUGCUGCCACAAACCUUACUCUGAGCUCAUUAAUAAAAAACACAUUUCUUUACCAGCUUAUGGGGGUGCAUGUGGAUUUCAGCAGUGAUUCAUGGCUGUCAAAUAAGAAACCACAAGGUCUGAAACCCUAUCCAAGGGUGUGAAUCAGACCCCAGCAUGAAAGAGGUGACUGAAUGACCAGAGCUGGCUUGGAGUAGAGGAUAAGUGAGCAGGAGGCCCACUGCACUAGGCUGUAGUGUGUUCUUAGCAGAGAGUGGGCAGGAAAUGAAGUCUGUGUGGCAGGGGCUUAAUGCCAUUCCAGAAAUCAGGGAGCCCCAAAGGGUCACCACCUCAAGGUGUGGAGUGCCCCAGCUUCUCUCCAGGAUAGCAUGCCCACAGAUGCUUGCCCUGAGGUUACCAAGACAGGACAAGACGGAGAAAGCUGCUCCUUCCAUGAAAUGACAUCCAACAGAAUCUCAGAGAGAUUCUGAGGAAAAGGCUUGAGGCAGGAGGAUGCAACCCCAAAGCGUCCUAGUACAGGAACCAGGGACUCUGGCUCUGGAGAAGAGUGGGGUGGUGUCAGUGUAGUAUCUCCUGGAAAUCCAAGAUGAGGAGACUGGAUGUCACAGAGCACUAGAAGUGGAAGGCGGUUCUGAGCGCAUGUAUCCUGAAGCACCAGCUCUCUUCAUCCCUUGGUGGCUGCUUGGUGGCUUCUCAGCUUCCCAGCUAACCUCCCGUCUCUGCCACCAGCUUCCUCUGCUUCCUCAGAGCUCCACUUGAGCAUGGCCAUAUAAUCAUCUAGGUGACCUUUCAGCUGUAGCUCCACCACCAGCUGCAUCACCCUAAUAGGACCAACUCACCUGAGUAGACAGCACUUGGUUUAGGGACCAAUCCCAGGCUCAGUCAGCUAUGGCGGGCAAUGCCAGACUUUCUGAUCUCCUCAAAGGAAACCAAGCCUCAGUGACCUAAUUACUGGCUCCCAAAGACAGUAGCUAUUUGGAGGAGCUCCCUGCAUUUUCUUAUCUUGCACCUAUCUUGGCUUUACAACAAUUCCAAAACCAAGGUAAGAAGUGGGAGCCAUAUUUGCUGACACCUACUAUGUGCCAGGCCUGGGCUAGACUCGAAUCUACUCUAUGCAACCCUUCAUUAAAAUGCCUCAUAUUUUGGACUGUUGAGAGAACACUUCUCCCCACAGUUGAAAGACAGCUAAGAUUCUGCUGUUCCAUGGUGGUGACCUCCUCUUGUGACCUACAAAUACUGCUGAGUCCUUUGGCUUGAGAUGCCUGGAAUCUUACCAUUUGAAAUUCAUCACUGACUGUUUUUAGUUAUUGACACCUCAAAGGGACUGAGCUCAUCAGCACUUAUUAGGACUUGACGAAUGAGAUGGUAAAGACGGCUUAGAGGAGAAGGCUUGCUACCGGGCAUGGGAGGAAGAGGAACUGAGAGGGGUCUGGAGACAUGGGUGACAUUAAAUCCUUAGUCAUAAGGUCACCUAGAGCUGACAAGGUAUGGGGGCUACAAUAGUCCUCUUUAUUGUCAUCAAAGAAAUCAACUCCCUUUAAAAGCAGCCCUAUAUUGUACCCAAAGUACACAGUCAAUGGGCAUUCCUCAGUCAUGAAGGAGAAAGAUCCAGAGAGCCAGGCGCUGGUGGCUCAUGCCUGUAAUCCUAACUACUCAGAAGACAGAGGAU